Molecule: messenger RNA, 2950 nt
Organism: Odontomachus brunneus
Lineage: Eukaryota; Metazoa; Arthropoda; Insecta; Hymenoptera; Formicidae
Product: ovarian-specific serine/threonine-protein kinase Lok-like
Exons: 7
Coding region: 623-2236 (537 amino acids)
Biological process (GO): protein phosphorylation; mitotic DNA damage checkpoint signaling
Cellular component (GO): nucleus; cytoplasm
Molecular function (GO): protein serine/threonine kinase activity; protein binding; ATP binding
Source: RefSeq, a predicted model, not a curated record
GUUUAAUGAGAUCCUAGAAAGCUAAGAGCUCCUCUUGUAGAAAAAAGCAUUUGUCUCUAAUUACUGUUAUAACUAACUAAAUGAAUAAUUCGCAAUAUUAUAUAUUAGUGUCAUCGCGUAUUUACUGAAUGAUUUUCGGACAGUUCUAAUGGAAAUUAGUAUAAUUAUUUAACUUGAUAAUUUGAAUAUUAAUACAUUUUAUCUCUGAGAAAUAUUUGUAUGCAGUCACACGGAACUGUGUUGGGAAGGAAAGUAAUUAAUUAUUUGAAUUCUUUAGAAAUGGAGUCACAUUGUCUAAUUGAACAGAUACAUGUAGUUGAUAUAUAGUUUUGUAAUACGAAGAAUUUAUUUAGCAAUUAUCGUCAAAAUCAGGAUUACACACAGUUGAUAAUGUCAAAAUUCGGACUUACCGAUAGGGAAAUACGAAACAUGCGCGGGAACGUGGACGCCAUUUUGGCACAAUCUUCCUUUGUGUACACGAGGAACAUUAAGUCGACAAUUUAUUGCAAUAUUUGUAAUCUCAUCUUGAGUUUCAUCUUUGCUUCUGUGAUAUUUCUUUGCAAAUUUGUCGCCUUUAAAGAUCGACUAUUUUUGUGAUCUCACAAGGCGAUUCCACUAAUUGAUGCGAGCCGGCGAAAAUGGGUUAGUGGUUGUUAGCUCUGUUCAACGUAACGAACAUCGUGCUGAAAUCUUUCAUACGUCACAUUUCACAUCUGCAUUAUUUAACGUGCUUCUGAUUUCCAACGAAAAAAAUAUGAGUCAAACCGAGAAGUCAUCACAGGAGCGUGCGUCACAAGCAAGCAGCCUGCCCGACACGCAAAAUGUGGACUCGCAAUUUUUAACACAAUCACAAGAAAGAAUUAGCCAGCAACCAACAUUGACUGUCUGGGGAAGAUUGUAUUCAAUACGAUCAUGUUUCCCAAAUCUAAAUAUGUCCGGGGAUGUGUAUACUCUUGGACGUGCUGAGACUUGUGACAUUCAUGUAACUUCGCAAUUAAUGAAUAAACAAUGGUUAAAUGCGGUCAGCAAGGUACACUUUCGCAUAUAUAGAGAAUGUAUUAAUAACACAAAUGAAACUGUAGUGUAUCUUGAGGAUUUGAGCUCCAAUGGAACUUAUAUUGAUAAAGUCAAGGUUGGUUGUGGAAAUCGUGUCAUUAUUGACAAUAAUUCAGAAAUUUCAUUGUCCACAUCUUCAUGUACAGUUUACAGGUUUGAAAAUGUUCUUAAGCCUGAAAAUAAUACUUUACCAUUAGAACUAAAGCAGAAAUAUGCGCUAGGCCGCAAAUUAGGAUCUGGUGCAUGUGGCGAAGUUCGGCUAAUAUUUACAAAGGAUGGCACAAAACAGUUUGCUCUAAAAGCCAUCCAAAAAUGUGAUUUUGAUAUUACUGGAGCAAGAAAUCAACUUAAUGACCCUGUUAAAAUAAAAAAUGAAGUGGAAAUAUUAAGAAAAUUGGAACAUCCUUGCAUUAUUCAAAUGAAGGAUAUACAUGAUACACCAAGAACAGUAUAUAUUGUGCUUGAAUUGAUGAAAGGUGGAGAACUUUUUGAAAAGAUAAGAAGCAGAGGCAAAUUAUCAGAAUCAUUUACUAAAUUGAUCUUUUAUCAAGUCAUACUUGCUGUUCGUUAUCUACACAAGCAGGAUAUCACACACCGAGACUUAAAGCCAGAGAAUAUACUCUUAGCAGACAAUUCUGACAUUACGGUAGCAAAAGUAUCUGAUUUUGGACUUGCAAAAUUAGUAGAUGCUCAGACUAUGAUGAGAACAUUUUGUGGGACUCCUUUCUAUGUUGCACCUGAGAUUUUAAGUAACCUUGGACGCAUCUCUUAUACAAAUCAAGUUGAUGUAUGGAGUCUAGGAGUGAUAUUAUAUGUUUGCUUAGGUGGUGUACUACCUUUCCAUACACAAAAUAAAAUGUCUUUAGAAGUACAGAUAAAAAAUGGAUUAUAUGUUUUCCCCAAAACAUGCUUUGGACAUGUAUCAGAAGAAGCUAUAGAUCUGAUCAAGCGUAUGAUGACUGUUGACCCGAAAAAACGCAUAACAGUCCAACAGAUUUUGCAACAUUCUUGGUUGAGAGAUUCGAAAAUGCGAAGAACUGUAAAUUCGUUGAUAUCUCUAGAUGAUAACGAGAACAUACCACCUUCGAAUAUUUAUAGAAAACGUCCCGAGAUUUAUUUGCCUCCAGAAAAACGUGUGCGGCUUACACGUAACAGUAUACAUUUGACAGGAAGUACAUGAGAAUACAUUUCGAAUGUCUUCCAACUAAAAGAAAUAGUACAAAAGAAAUAUAUAAUAUUUUCUUAGCAUCAUCUGAUGUUUCAUUGAUCUUGUGAUCUCAUAGAUUGUUACCUAUUUACAUAUAGAAUAAUUUCUGCUCUGAUAAAUGCAUUUAAAGAAUGCCUAUUCAAAGUAUAUAUUCAAAGACCAAAACAUUCAAUUCGUUUGCAAAAAAAAAUACAGAGUACCCGCUGGUAUUAAAUAAAUUUUAUUAAAACUACAAAAUAUAACUGUGAUUAAUAUAGUAUACGAUAACUGCAUAAGGACGGUGAUAUAAAAUAUUUACAAUUAUCGAAUAACUUUAUUUUGAUUCUGACGAGUAUAAUGGAAAUUAUACGAUUUUAUUGUAUUCAGGAUAUUUUGUAUAUAAGAUGAUAUACAAUGCGUUUGUGAAAAUUAUAAGUUACACAAACAGACUUAUUUACUAUAAUUUUUUAUUUAAGAUUUUCAAAGUAAUAAUAAUACAAUUACGAAACCAUAGUAUUUGGGUUUAACGCUGUAUGUGUGUGCAGAGAAUAUAUAAAAAUAUUAAUUUGUUUCAAUGUACAAAACUACCACCUUGUGCUACAGACUACAGCUUGUAUGAGCUUUCACACAGCGACAAAAUAACUUUGUUAUUGUAAAUACGAAGUUCUUUACUCAAAAUAAUAGGCAAUGCCACACAAUAAAUAGGAA